Molecule: messenger RNA, 717 nt
Organism: Ogataea philodendri
Lineage: Eukaryota; Fungi; Ascomycota; Pichiomycetes; Pichiales; Pichiaceae
Exons: 2
Coding region: 1-717 (238 amino acids)
Biological process (GO): maturation of LSU-rRNA from tricistronic rRNA transcript (SSU-rRNA, 5.8S rRNA, LSU-rRNA)
Cellular component (GO): cytosolic large ribosomal subunit
Molecular function (GO): structural constituent of ribosome; RNA binding
Source: RefSeq, a predicted model, not a curated record
AUGGAUACAGCUGACACCUGUUCAUGUCUAUUAGACAUGGUUCUGUUGGGUAUCGAGAAGAUCGAUUCUGACGAAAAUGAUCCCAAGGAGAAGUGGUGUUUUUUAGCCGCUAUCUUCAAGAGAACCGAGGCUUACACCAAGGAGUACGCUGACGCUGAGAAGGCUUUGAUUGCUGCUAAGAGAGAGGCCAAGGCUUCCGGCUCUUACUACGUUGACGCCGAGCCAAAGCUUGUCUUUGUUGUCAGAAUCAAGGGUAUCAACAAGAUUGCUCCAAAGCCAAGAAAGGUUUUGCAAUUGCUCAGAUUGACCCAGAUCAACGCUGGUGUCUUCGUCAAGGUCACCAAGGCCACCGCCGAGCUCAUCAAGUUGGUCGAGCCAUACGUUGCUUACGGUUACCCUUCGCUCUCCACCAUCAGACAGCUCAUCUACAAGAGAGGUUACGGUAAGGUCAACAAGCAAAGAAUCGCUCUUUCCGAGAACUCCAUCAUCGAGGCUUCCCUCGGAAAGUACGGUAUUGCUUCCAUCGAGGACUUGAUCCACGAGAUCUACACCGUUGGUCCAAACUUCAAGCAAGCCAACAACUUCUUGUGGCCAUUCAAGCUCUCCAACCCAUCUGGCGGCUGGGGUGUUAGAAGAAAGUUCCAACACUUUAUCCAAGGUGGUUCUACUGGUAACAGAGAGCAAUACAUCAACGAGUUGAUCAAGAAGAUGAACUAA